AUGUCCAAUAUUGCCUGGUCGAUCACCAGCACCAAGCGUAAGACCAAGUCCACAUCUUCAGCGGCAAGGAAGCGACGACGACUACAUGACACAGACGGCACGUCCAGCAGUCGACCCUCGAAGAGCCAACAGACUCUGACCCAAGCUCAAUGGGUCACAACCUUUCCUCCAAGUCAUGACGAAGGCGGUACGCAUUACCUAGACGACGGACAAAUACGAACCGCGCUACCAAGAAAGCAUCAACGAAGCGUGCAGAAGCCUAAUUCUACAUUGACCCAGAUGGAUUUCUUCGAUUUUCUCCCACGAGACUACACAAACGCUGACGACACUAUGCUUGGCGUUGUGAAAAGAGAGGACGACGGCUGCGUUGUUCCCCAACUCGACGGAACAUACGACAGCCCCAGAAAGCCUCGCAGGCGCAAAGCAAGCCCGAACAGAGUGAAUCCGUCAAUAAAGAACGCGCCUUCAAACGGAGCCAGGCCAGCAGAUUACAAGCCUAGCGAGAGGAAGAGGAAGAUUGGGUUCGCCGAAGAAGAGAACGCAGGGUCAUCUGGGAGAAGGACUUCUAAACGUCUGGCAGCGAAGAAUGAAGUCCUCUCCGACCCCGUGAACAACUUCGACUACUUUGCUGAAGCGUUGGCGUAUCAGACAGGAGAUAUCAAAUACAAUACUUCAAAUGAGACCUUUAACUACCCUUUGGAAAUCAAGAACUCGACAGAAAGCGAGGGCGACGUUGCACUGGACCCAGUGUCUGGAAGUCGAUGCUCUGUCCUGCCGCAAACACCAAAAAAGAAGACGACCGUUGUUCUCUCAAGUCAAUCCCCUGAGAGCUUGUGUCCGAGCACGCACAGAGGCAAACGAAAGGCAAACGAAACCCCUUCUAGAAGUCACCGAGCGCCUUUGGCUGAGCGAUCGGCCAACAUUCCUGUGGAAGCCACUUCAACUGGGACAGCAGGGAAGGGACGAUGGUCUCUAAGCCAUCAUUUGCCGAAGAGGAAGAUAGUUGUCCUGAAGUUUCCGAAGCAGAACCGUUGUCGACGCCCCACACGUACUGACCAUUCUCAAGGAAAUCUGUGGUCAAUUCCUUCAUCCUCACCUGAAUUGGUAAGAAUGGCCGCCACGGCUGUACAACCCCACACAACUCUAUGGACAGCUCCAGAGCAUUUUGAAAUUCCAGCCACAAGCCAAGGACAGGGGAGUGAACCAACCUCUGUGAUCGCCGGGAGUCAGGACAAUCUAAAUCUGAGUUCCGCUUUUACCAGCAGAAGUAGUGAUACAAGGGCGGAAGGUGUGGUGGAUUCUGCACAACAAGGAAAUCGAGGCGUCAUUGUCCGAGACUUUGCUGUCGCUCCUGCUACGCCAGUCAAGUCCGCUCUUCCCGGUUGUGAUUGCCACAUAAUAUCACCGCCCUCCCUCGCUCUCGAGACACAAGACGCAAAAGAGCCUGUAAACAAAUCCUUGCAGGGAAGUUGGGAGGAUGCGGAUUUCGGAUCGCCGGUUGAAAAUGACACGCAGUUCAAUAUCAGAAUCCAGCACCGUAUGUCAUCCCCUACUCUACCAGGGCAUUCGCCUGAGCAGUCAGAAGCUGGAUUCAACGCUGUUCUGCCCUCGACUCGGUCGCCAGUCAGUGGCGAGUGUGCCGGUGGAGACAAUGAAGGCCCAUACUCCGAGCUCCCGGACGUUGAGACAUUGCGCUGCCCAGAAUCUCCCCUGCCGCUUCCCAGACUGGUAGAGAUACCUAGCGCAGAGACAGAGGGCGAGGCGUUUGAAGUGGACAACGAUGCAGACGGAGGACCCUUGCCGAAGCCCACCUUUAUACAUCCGUCGAGCAUUCAUAGGAAGAUGGUACAGGUGCCACUGAACGACACCUUGCAAACCUCAUCUCCACAUUCCCUCUCGAUGGCAAGACUAAUCACGCAAAGAUCCGUUCAUCCUGCGUCAAUGCCUCACCCUUCACAAAUAUCGACCCAAGAGGGCACCCAAGGGUUUCUCCUCCAAUCGUCCUUCACACAACACCCUCGAGAAGCCAAGGUUGAGGGCCAAUCCGACAAAAUCACGAUCAAGGACUCUAGUUCUUCCAGUAUUCCACUCAGUCAAAUCCCCCACCAUGUCGGAGAGGACCAAUCUCAAUGGGAUGACGAUAUCGGCCCAGCUCAAGAAUUUGCUUCUGAGGAUGAUCUUGAUCUUGAUCCGCCUUCACUCCCACCUCAACCAUGCCGACCCCAGCCGGCGCCUCUGCAACUCACCACCGAACAAAUCACCGGCAGCAAAAGCAGAUCAGAAACGGCGAUACCUACAAAAGACAACCACACUCCCGAAUAUCAGCGCCCUCGGUCCUGCUCGCAACCUAACGACCUUCAACCCGACUCCGACUCCACUCCCGUUUGCAUCUCUGAACACUCCCUCCCAUCCUCGCCAGACCAUCCGCCACCAUUGGAGAGGGAAUACUCACCUAUUCACGGAUUCAACAACGAGACCCAGUCAAAUUUCACACAGAAUGGACACGUCACGGCGGCGUAUAUCCAUCGUCAGCGCGAAGCAGGCAUAUUCCCGAAAUGGUUCGUUCCCACGCCAUACCAGGUCCCCGGCUAUACGAGAAGGAAAUAG
Messenger RNA from Cladophialophora bantiana CBS 173.52, 2607 nucleotides. RefSeq lists its product as uncharacterized. The record is from RefSeq and is a predicted model, not a curated record. Bases 1 to 2607 code for a protein of 868 amino acids. Lineage: Eukaryota; Fungi; Ascomycota; Eurotiomycetes; Chaetothyriales; Herpotrichiellaceae. The transcript has a single exon.